UUAUGCAUUGCUUUCAUAUUUCUCAUAAUUCAGUUGUUUGUAUUGCCUUCUCCUUGAUUGCCUCAUCCUCGGGGUUUUUCAUUCAACAUUACGUCUCAUAACAGUUGGUGGAGAAACUUACACUCAUACAAGGAUAUUAGAGAACUUGCUGUUCUUGAGUUUCUUGUUCAAGUAUCAUUGGAUCUCUAACUAUUUCAUCUUCCUAAGAUUGCGUGCUACUCAAGUCAAAGCUAGAUUGGGAGACAAGAUACAGAGAUAAGCAUUUCAUCUAUGUGUCUUUGAUCCCACAAGGAAAUGGAUAUUGUUAUUUCAAUUGCGUCCAAAAUUGCAGAGUCCUUGGUGACACCAAUAGGCAGAGAAUUUGGCUAUUUGAUUUACUAUGAUACCAACAUGAAAGAUCUAAAGGAUGAACUUAAACAGCUUUUUGAGAUGAAAGAUGGGGUGCAAGAAUUGGUCAAUGCUGCCAAAAGGAAUGGUGAAGUUAUCAACUCUAAUGUUCAAAUUUGGCUAACAAGUGUUAACAAGUUAAUUCAGAAAGUGUUGCAUUUUGAGGAAGAAGUCAACAUGAAAAGGCGAUUCUUGUACCGGUGGAACAUAAGUAGGAAAGCCACUAAGAUUACACAAGAUGUUCGUCAUCUCCAAAAAGAAAGAACAUUCAAUAAUAAUGUUGCCCAUCCUGCACCUCCACCGAUGAUAUGGUCAACAUUCAAAGAAGGUUUUAAGGAUUUUAAAUCCAGAAUGACACAUGUGAAUAGGGUGAUAGAGGUUUUGAAGAAUGAAGACGUUAGAAUGAUUGGGAUUUGUGGUAUGGGGGGUGUGGGUAAAACCACAAUGGUGAAAGAAAUCAUCAAAAGAUUGGCAGGAUUGAAAGUAUUCGAUAAUGUUGUGAUAGCAGUCGUGUCUCAAAGCCCAAGCAUUCGGAAGAUUCAAUCAGAAAUUGCAGAGCAGCUGGGGUUUACAUAUGACAAGGAGGAUACUGAAAGUGGAAGAGCUCGAAGGCUCUACGGAACACUCAUGGAUAUAAGUAAGAUCCUGAUUGUAUUAGAUGAUGUGUGGACAGAGCUUGAUUUUGAGGCUAUAGGACUUCCUUCUGGACUUACUCAUAAAGGGUGCAAGGUUUUGUUGACCUCACGAAACUUGGAAGUGUGCAACGCAAUGGGAAGUCAAGAAAUUUUUACAAUCCCAGUUUUAACACCAGAGGAAUCAUGGGAACUCUUCCGUGAAAUCAUAGGUCAACCCUUGGACUAUCCUGAUUUGGCGAAACGAGUCAUGAAUGAGUGUGCAGGUUUACCUAUUGCUAUUUUAACUGUUGCGAAAGCACUAGAAAAUAAGAGGAAGUAUGAAUGGGAUGAUGCCCUAAAACAGCUACAAAGUUCAGCUCCUGGAAGCAUCUCUUUGAUGAAUGACAGAGUUUAUUCAAGCAUACAAUGGAGUUAUGAUAGAUUGGAGAGUGAUGAAGCGAAGUCAUGCCUUUUGCUUUGUUGUUUAUUUCCUGAAGAUUAUGAUAUUCCAAUUGAGUAUUUGGUUAGAUAUGGAUGGGGUCGAGGGUAUUUUAGUAACACUGAUUCAGUGGAAGAAGCAAGAAAUAGAGUGCAUUCUUUGGUUGACAAACUUCAAAGAAGGUUUUUGUUGCUAGAUAGCAAAUUGAAAGACCAUACCAAGAUGCAUGACAUAGUUCGUGAUGUUGCCAUACAAAUUGCCUCAAGAGAUCCACAUAGAUUUCUAAUAAGAUGUGAUGCUGAAAAGAAAGGGUGGCCAAAGAUAUACGACCAUUACACAACAAUCUCACUGAUACCAAUUAAUAUUGAUGGGAUCCCAGUUGGUCUGGAUUGUCCAAAACUUGAGCUUCUACACUUAGAAGGUGAACGUUAUUCGGAAAAUAGCAUGGACAUCAUGUGUAAAGGGAUGAAAAAGCUGAAGGUUUUAGCAUUGGUAGACGUGCGUGGGAUAUCAGCCUUGCCAAGUUCACUAGGACUACUGAAGAGCCUUCAAACCUUGUCCCUAAAUGGUUGUCUUUUAACAGAUAUAUCUGAUGUUAUUGGAAGUUUGGAAAAUUUAGAGAUCCUCAGCUUUCGUGAAUGCUUUAACAUGUUAGAGUUGCCGAGGGAAAUUGGACUUCUUAAACAUUUAAGGUUGUUAGAUAUCACAGGUUGUGAUAGUCUUCAGAAGAUUCCACAUGGUCUCUUAUCAAGCUUAUCUAGUCUUGAAGAGUUGUAUAUGGAAAAUAGUUUUGGCAAAUGGGAACAAUCAGCAGCAGAAAGCGAAGAUAAGAGGAUGGCAAGCCUUGUUGAGGUGAUGUCUUUGUCUAAUCAUUUGAAGGUUUUAGUCAUAGAUAUACCCGAUUUCAACUUCUUUCCAAAAGACUUUUACUUGACAAUCCAGACAACAAUAAGAUUCCACAUAUCCAACAGAAAGUUUCAAUCAUCGAUUAUAGCACGUAUUCCAUCUACAAGAACAGGUUGUUAUGCAUUUGAAAAUAAGUUGGAUAUUGUUAGCAGUGAUGCAACGGAAUUCAUGGAGAUUCAAACUGUUCGACUCUUAUUUAAGAAAUGUGAAGAUUUAAUCUUGCAAGAGAUUAACAAUUUAAAGUAUGUCCUCAAUGAAUUAGACCAAGAGGGAUUGCAACACUUAAAAGUUUUAAGAAUUUGGGACUGCCCUGAGAUAGAAUACCUUGUAAAUGGAAGCUCUUUUAUCAACUUAAGAUCUCUUGAAUUACAUAAUUGCCCAGUUUUAAAAUAUGUAUUUUCUCUAUUAGUAGCAAGCAACUUGGUUCAACUCCAAAGCUUACUUGUUGCCAACUGUCCCGAAAUGAAAGAAAUCGUCUCAAAGGAGUGGAGGGAACAUGAGACCGCAUCGGACAUCAUAGCUUUCCCUAAAUUAACAAAUUUGACACUCAAUUAUCUAUCUGAUGAAUUUGUUGGUUUCUAUGAAGCCAACAAGCUAUACUCCAACCAUGAGGAUCAAAAUGUGGUAGGAACUUCAUAUGAUGAGCAUCAAUCUUCUAGAAGCUUUGAAAGAGCAGUAUUUCCAUCAAAGUGCAUUUUAUGGUUACAAAAUCUAGAAGAAGUGAAACUAGAAGAUUCCAAUGUAGAUGUGUUCUUUAAUCUGAAAGGCCAUAUGAACAUUCCGCGUGGAUUCCAGGGCUUCCAAAACUUAAGAUAUUUAAAAAUAGAAGGUAGUGGUGAUCUCCAGUAUGUGUUCCCACAUUCAAUUGCCAGGCUACUUGUGAAUCUUGAAGAGCUCAACAUAGCGCACUGCUGGGAAAUGGAAACUAUAGUCAGAUCUGCAGAUGAAAAUGAAAAACAGGAUCAGACGAGCAUGACUUUGUUUCCCAAACUAAAUAGUUUUGAUCUACACUGGCUUCCGAGUCUUGAGAGUCUUUGUCCUGAUGCUUCUACUUCUUUAUGGUCAGCCGCCAAAGUUAUGUCUGUGAAAAGAUGCUACAAACUGAAGACAUUGGCUUCAGUAAUUCCACAGAUAAAAAAGUUGGAGAAAGAUUCAACAGCUCAUCACGAAGAUGAAGACGAAGGUAUUUCAUCAGGAUCAUGUGGAUGUACACCUUAUUCAUGUGGCCCAAUGACCAAACCAACUUCAAGAAGAAAUAUUGUUCAAAUAUUGCCACGUCCAGUCAAUCAAGAGGUUGCACCAACAAAUCUUGAUCAAGACUCAAACAAUUACGAUAAUCUAGAACGUCUUUCUGUACAAUCUUGUGAGUCAUUGGAAGUUGUUUUCCAACUCAAGGGACCAAAGGCUGUGGAAAGCCACAAUGUUAAAGCAUUCAAUAAGUUGUGUUACUUGCUAUUAGACGAAUUGCCAAGUUUAAUGCACGUAUGGGAAACGGGCGGUUCACCUCAUAUCACAGGCUUUGGAAACUUAACAUUCUUAAGUGUAUCCCACUGUGGCAGUUUGCGAUAUUUGUUCUUGUCAACUGUAGCCAAGCUCCUUAUCAGUUUAAAGGACUUAAAAGUUGGGAAUUGUGAGAAGAUUGAACAAGUUAUUGCAGAAGCAGAUACUGAAUGUGUUGACCAAGAAAUUACAUUUCGUCAACUGAAUUCCAUAACGCUUGAAGAUCUACCAAACCUCAUUUGUUUCUCUAUUGAAGCUUAUACUUUGAAGUUUCCAUGUUUGAGGGAAUUGAAGGUUAUAAGAUGUCCAGAUUUAAGGACAUUUGGUUCUAAGGUUGUCAACGCACAUUCUUUAAUCAAAAUACAGACAGUGUUCGGAAAGUCUGAGUGGAUGGGGGACCUCAAUAGCACUAUAUAG
Molecule: messenger RNA, 4263 nt
Organism: Prunus dulcis (almond)
Lineage: Eukaryota; Viridiplantae; Streptophyta; Magnoliopsida; Rosales; Rosaceae
Product: probable disease resistance protein At4g27220
Exons: 7
Coding region: 295-4263 (1322 amino acids)
Molecular function (GO): ADP binding
Source: RefSeq, a predicted model, not a curated record